AUGCAGUGGCGCGGUGGCUCCUCCAUGGUUGUCAACUGCACCGUGUCUCCGGAAGCUUGUGCGGAGCAUGACGUUACUUCCUUUCCGGCGAUCCGACUCUAUCGACGCGGGCAGUCCUUGGUUCGGUACCGGGGUCCGCGUAAGGCAUCAUUCAUCACGUCGUUCCUCGGGCGCAUCCAGCGACCGGCUGUGACUCGCCUCACCAACGAGAAGCUCGACGCGUUUGCCUCAUCCGACUCGGUAGUCUUCAUCGCCCACUUGGGUCGCGAUGAUGGUAGCACCGCCUCGCGCCUCUCGUCGCUGGCUGACGCCUACCGGGACCGUUACUCGUUCGGUGUUGCACAGGGGAGCCUCUCGGAUCAAAGUACGCUGCAGUGUCACAACAACGAAGACGGGAUGCAGCAUCGACGGGUAGAUUUUGACCACCCGGGAGCGCUGGAGGCACUGCUCGCGACGUGCGCGGAGCCACUGAUCCCCGAGAUGAGCCGCCGCAACGAGCUCAAGUACACGCAGCACGCGGGCAGGAGCAUCGUGUACUACCUCAGCGACGACGCAAGCGAGCGGGAGGCAUACGUUGCGGCCAUGAGGCCCGUCGCCAAGCGGCUUCGUGAAUACCUCCAGUUCGUGACGGUGGACUCGGGUGAAUUUCCGGACAUGUCGCACGCGCUCGGCGUCGCGUCCGAGGGCGGGCUCGUCGUGGAGAACCUGCACACUGGCCAGGUGUAUCCGUUCCGGGGCCGGGAGCGAGAGUCUAGCGCAGAGGCCAAGGAGCGACAUCGAAUACCAGCGGCCGAGGCGGUGGAGGACUUCAUCAUGGCCAUUGCCCAGGGACAUAUUGAGCCGUGGAAUGGGCGAUAUGGUGACGGCGACUCGAUGAGGCGUGACGGUGGUGAUGACGCCUCGAGGCACGAUGAGCUGUGA
Purpureocillium lilacinum is the source of this 921-nucleotide messenger RNA. RefSeq lists its product as uncharacterized. The record is from RefSeq and is a predicted model, not a curated record. Lineage: Eukaryota; Fungi; Ascomycota; Sordariomycetes; Hypocreales; Ophiocordycipitaceae. Gene Ontology annotation, biological process: response to endoplasmic reticulum stress; protein folding. Gene Ontology annotation, cellular component: endoplasmic reticulum. Gene Ontology annotation, molecular function: protein disulfide isomerase activity.